AUGACGGUAGAGGCAGUGAACCCCAAGGCGUACCCGUUGGCUGAUUCUCAGCUAGCGAUAACGAUCCUCGAUCUCGUUCAACAAGCCACGAAUUACAAACAGCUCAAGAAGGGAGCUAAUGAAGCUACCAAGACAUUGAACCGUGGGAUCUCUGAGUUCGUGGUCAUGGCUGCUGAUGCUGAGCCUCUCGAGAUUCUUCUCCACCUUCCUCUGCUCGCCGAAGAUAAGAAUGUGCCGUAUGUGUUUGUGCCAUCGAAACAAGCCCUUGGAAGAGCAUGUGGUGUGACUAGACCCGUGAUCGCUUGUUCGGUUACAUCAAAUGAAGCGAGCCAGUUGAAAACUCAGAUUCAGCAGCUUAAGGAUGCCAUUGAGAAGCUCCUCAUCUAG
Microthlaspi erraticum is the source of this 387-nucleotide messenger RNA. The record is from the annotation of a GenBank genome assembly. Lineage: Eukaryota; Viridiplantae; Streptophyta; Magnoliopsida; Brassicales; Brassicaceae.